Pseudomassariella vexata is the source of this 2115-nucleotide messenger RNA. RefSeq lists its product as uncharacterized. Gene Ontology annotation, molecular function: zinc ion binding; ubiquitin protein ligase activity; ubiquitin conjugating enzyme binding. The record is from RefSeq and is a predicted model, not a curated record. The transcript has 3 exons. Bases 386 to 1972 code for a protein of 528 amino acids. Gene Ontology annotation, biological process: positive regulation of proteasomal ubiquitin-dependent protein catabolic process; ubiquitin-dependent protein catabolic process; protein polyubiquitination. Lineage: Eukaryota; Fungi; Ascomycota; Sordariomycetes; Amphisphaeriales; Pseudomassariaceae. Gene Ontology annotation, cellular component: cytoplasm; ubiquitin ligase complex.
UACACUACUCUUCGGGAUGUCCAAGUGAGAAAACUGAAACUUUUGACGAAGAGGCUGCCAUGACUGACCUGCGACGGAAGAAGAGAUGGUAUGGCCGGGUAGAGUCUCAUUGUGCCUUAUACAGCCUGCUUCAUUCGGACGCUGGUUUUGUUUCUGUUCGAUUCCUGACUGGCAUUUGAAGUUGAACAUGUCGGUUUUGUUUUGCUGGGUUGCUGAUAUGUCAAUGGCCGAAUGAGUAGUACCAGUGCAGUCUGUGGUACAUCUUGAAUCGAGCUGCUGACAGAUCAAAAAAGAGAAAGAAACCCUCAGCUGGGAUUUUCGCUCACUGCCUUGUACCCGAGACACUGCUGGACGAUAUACCGCAGCUUCAUCUUGGUCCGGCACCAUGGUCAAAUUUACAACGAAGCAUCGUCACCACUCGCGCCCACACAGACACCGCCAUGACUACCACCGCCACCGUUACUCGUACCAGCGCUCACGUUACCAAGACGAGUCCGAUGAGGAUUCUGACACGGAACCACCAGAAGAAGAAAAAAGGAUCGAGAUUGACCUCCUCGAUCUUGAUGGCCUCCGGGAAAAGAUGAAAAUCGGCAUCAGGCCCACCUCGCAGCUAGAUCAUGUCGCCACCUUCCUCCGGCGGCGCUACCAUGGAGACAGAUAUGAAAAUUCCAUCUCCAAAGACGCGCGCAUCGCCUUCUACUGGAUGGAAAAGCAUCUAACCGGCCCGGAAAUCCCCACUGGGCUGUCCUUGCUGCGGUACCGGGUAUUGUCGUCCAGCCAAGACGAUGAGUCUCUCCAGAUUACCUGGAACAGCCGACUGGACCUGGAGCCGGAACAGCUGGAGCAGAUCGAGGAGGAUAUCCUGGAAGGCAAGACGGUCGCGAAUCUCAGACGCAGCAUCGCGGCCCAUUUAGGGGUUGAAGAUCCUAACCGAGUCGUUAUCUCGGCUUGUGGGGGCUUGAGGCCAGGCGUGCUGCAGGGGAGUCACUGGGAAGCGAAGAGUAUCGAGACGUGGCUUUGUCGGCAUCUAUACAUCGGCCUUGAAUCGCCGGGAAAUUACGUCAUUCUUCACGGGCUGAAUCAGGAGUAUGUCUACCACCCGCCGCCAGGAUCUAGAAGCAGUCGGUUUUUGGAUAUCCAGAUGCUGAAGACUUGGUUGAGGGGCGAGGUCAUCACGAACGUCCACCAGCGAUCGUCGAGUCAGAUAGAGGUGGAUGAGGAUGAUAUCCGACUCCUUUCCAAGGGGAAAUGGCUGACGAAGCGCUCGCGGAUUGGUCUAGGCGCCAUGGUGGAUUUCGAAUUGAGUCAUUCCGUCGAGGGGAGAUUUCUGGAAGAGGAGGCCUGGCUCGUUCCUUCUACGGAGACCUGCAUCGUGUGUAGCGAGGACAAGCGGGCCUCUGAAAUGCCACGCCGCGUCACGGAGGCUUGUGAGCAUGAGGCGCAGACGUGCAAAGAUUGCGUGAGCCAGUGGAUCGUAUCGAGCCUCGACACCGUGACUUGGGAUCGACUGCGCUGCCCCGAAUGUCCAAAACUGCUUCGUUUUGAGGAUGUGAGACAGUUUGCAAGUCCGGAAGUAUUCGACAGAUACGACAUCCUCGCCACCAAGGCCGUAGUGACCGAGUUCCGCGACUUUCGAUGGUGUCUCAACCCGCGGUGCGGAUCGGGGCAGAUCCACCGCGACAGCUGCCCCAGAGUGAAAUGCCACGCUUGCAAGGCGUCGUCGUGCAGCUAUCAUAACGUACCCUGGCACAGCAAGGAGACGUGCGAGGCGUACGAUCGCAGGACGAAGAAGCAGAGGAAGAACGAUAAGGCGUCGGAGAAGCGGGUUAAGGAGAUUACCAAGUCGUGUCCCAAGUGCAGGAGGGACGUGCAUAAGUAUUCGGGGUGUGAUCAUAUUACUUGUGAGUCUUUUCCUUCUCCCUUUUGCUCACUUUCUAUUUUCCUUUCCUCUCUCGAGUGGUUUUGCGCAUAACAGCCCGCGUAUAUGCACGUGAGAUGUGAUGAGAAUACUACCACGACCACAACGCCCUGUUGCAAUGCAAGCACAAGCGCGACUGCAAAUACUUCGAUAACCCACCCAUAUACGAAGGCGACCGGGCCUUCCGCCCCUUCUUG